ACACACCCCUUAUCUGGAUUUUCAGCCAACGACUACGACCUGAGCUAUCCCUGGAAGAUUUAUUCUUAACAAGUCAAACUGUCUUAAAAACAGACAAUUUUUUGGCCACACGGGUCUAUUAAAUUAGUCUUGCAUCUGAAUAUCUGGCGUCCGGCUCGUGUUGUUUACAUUGAAACAACAACAACACAAUAUUAAAAUGAUGACACACAUCCCAGAUAUGUCAAACCUGGAGAGUCCAGUACAUUUUAUGGCUUACAUUAUCAUGGGAUCUGGGUCAUCAGCAUAGGAUUGUGUGGUCAGAACUCUGAUGUAUACGUGGAUUUUAUUGCUGCUGACUGGAAUGGAAGUGGAAAUUCGGAAAGAUAAAUGACAUUGAAUUGUUGAAAUGGAGAAAACUGGUCUGACUACAGUUUGUUGAGAUUAAAUGAAAGAGUAAUCUUAGGCAGAUAAAAUUACUCCAUCAGUGGCUGAGAUAAUUGUGACAUCUUCAAAGAUAUUGGAUAUUAGGGUUGUGGUUAACAUUCAUGAUACAGUUUUCCAUCACUUCAUCUGAACGAUAUGGCAAUGUCAGCUGUGUUCCGAUCAUCAUGUAAAAUGGCUAUGUGUUACAGGACUGCGGAAAGAUUUGGAUGUGUUAGACUUUUAGCCACAGGAGGCUUUUUAGAUUUCAAAAGAUUUGCCAUGAUACAGAAAUCCAAGAGACCCUAUGAGUGGAACAAAGUCGUAUCUGAUGCAGAGAAAAUUGUGGGAUAUCCUACUUCAUUUAUGAAUCUGAGAUGUUUGUUAAGUGAUGAAAUUGCAAAUGUAGCAAUGCACAUGAGAAAACUUGUUGGAACAAAACACCCACUGUUGAAAACAGCCAGGGGUUUGGUUUAUGAUGGAAAGUACAGUCUGCAGGCUAGAGGACUUAUUAUUCUGCUUCUGUGUAAAGCAGCUGGAUUUGGAGAAAUCAAAGAUGGGCAAGAAAAGCUACAAGACAAAGCAGGAGGGAUUUUGCCAAGUCAGAGAUCUCUAGCUGAGAUUACAGAGAUGAUUCACACAGCAAAUCUCAUCCACAAAGGUGUUGUUAAUCUCUCAGACUUGCUCCCUCAAGAUGGCCCUUUGAAGGACAUGGAGUUCGGAAACAAAAUGGCUGUUCUUAGCGGAGAUUUCUUGUUGGCUAGUGCUUGUACAGGAUUGGCCGAGCUACGGAACACACAGGUUGUGGAAGUUGUAUCUAGUGUUAUAUCUGAACUGAUGGAAGCAGAGUUUUCAGGAUUAACAGACAAAAAUGGAAUGGCUACUGUGAAUGAUGGAAUAACCCUGGAAGACUGGGAACAUCAGACAUACCUUACAUCAGGCAGCCUACUGGCAAAGAGCUGCAAAUCUGCACUUCAUCUCGCCAAUCACACAUCAGAAAUGCAACAACAGGCUUUUGAUUUUGGACUUAAUAUGGCUUAUGCCCAUCAGUUACAUGAUGACCUCAAACCAUUUCUUCAACCAGAAGAAUCAGACAAUGCAAUAAAUCUGUUGUCAGCACCUGUAGUGUGUCAUAUACAGAGUUGUAAAGAGAAUGGCACUUUUUCUUCAGUCCUGGAUGAUACAGAUGUGAUCAAUCAUUCCAAGGUCUAUGCUGAAGUUCUGGCAGGUCCAUCUAUCAGUGUAUGCCGGGAGAGAUGUGUAGAGUAUGGCAGCAGGGCUACAGCAGCCUUAACAGGCUUCAAGUCAUCAGAGGCCAAAGCAGCAUUAAUCAACAUCAUAAAAGCUGUCACUCAGUUAUGAUAGAGACACAUUUAAUACACAAGUAAAAAUUAUUCACUAUGAGAAAAAGGAAAUUAUAAUGGAUUUUUUAAACAAUAUCUUAAUAUGUCAUGAUUUGUAUCAAAGAAAAUAAAAUUAUGAUCACUUUGGAUUGUGCCUUAUCGAGAAGUUGAAGUGAUGCAUAAGUAACCGUUUUGAGAAUUUUUCACCUAUUUUGUGUAGUUAUGCUGCAUGUAUGUAAUAAAAACUGUCGCAGACAAUGCUUUAAUUGAGCAGUGUUUGACUGCUAGAUGAAUAAGUGGCUAUAGGGCCUAUGAGAGACAUGAGUUUGCGCAUAUGCUGGAAGUUGGGGUUAGAAAACGCUCCCUUCACCCAACGCUCAUGCAUGAAGGCCGUGUACCGCCAGGGUUCUAACCCUAACUUCGGAUAUAUAUGCACGAAACCCCCCACGCAGAACUCCUGAUAACUCAUAUCUCUCAUAGGCCCUGUAAUUAUGAUAACUUAUUCAAGUAUUAAACUUCUCAGACUUUAAGUGCGGAAAUUAACAUUGAAUUCACAAUCUAGAUCUGCAUUUCUUCCCCAUGUUCAUCAAAGUCAUGAUAAAAUGAAUCUCAAAGCUUAAGUUAUUUAUCCACACACCUCCUCCACUCUCUCCCAAACCUUCCUCAAUAAGCCAGGGGUUGAUUUCAUCAAGCUCACUUAGCUAAAUAAGCCCUUAAUUACCAUGACAACAUAUGUUGUAGAGAUAUAAAGUGCACUUAGUUAAGGGUGAGCUGACACAAAGUAAGCUUCAUGAACAAUCCCCCCCCCCUCCCGCCAGGACUGAUACCAGCUGUUUUUCACUUUAUAUGUAACACAGCAUUAUAUUCUUCUGAUUUAAGGAGAUGUGUAGCAGUGUAAAUGACUGUGACUUUGAGCUGAUAUUUACCUUGAUAGUAGGCCUGAUAAACAGCUGUGCAACCCUUUCAGCUGACGCCUAACAACGUUUUCCAAAAUCAGAUACCGUUUUCUGUUUUGUGUGUACAUUUUAUGCUGAAGCCCUUGUUUACAUGGGAGAGUUAUCCCCCCCUUGUUCCUUGAAAACAGAGAUAUUUUUAACCCAAAGGGCUCUAGCACUGUGUCUGAAGUUAAUAGUAUCCUUCUUUGGUACAAACCUGGCGUUUCUCCAGCAUGGUGCUUAUGCUGCAUAUGUAACCCUAUAUACAGAAAUAGAUUUUUACAAGCGAA
Molecule: messenger RNA, 2967 nt
Organism: Liolophura sinensis
Lineage: Eukaryota; Metazoa; Mollusca; Polyplacophora; Chitonida; Chitonidae
Product: all trans-polyprenyl-diphosphate synthase PDSS2-like
Exons: 6
Coding region: 559-1761 (400 amino acids)
Biological process (GO): isoprenoid biosynthetic process; ubiquinone biosynthetic process
Cellular component (GO): transferase complex; mitochondrion
Molecular function (GO): prenyltransferase activity
Source: RefSeq, a predicted model, not a curated record